Messenger RNA from Contarinia nasturtii (swede midge), 1647 nucleotides. RefSeq names its product probable serine/threonine-protein kinase DDB_G0267686. NCBI's taxonomy places the organism in Eukaryota, Metazoa, Arthropoda, Insecta, Diptera, Cecidomyiidae. Gene Ontology annotation, biological process: defense response; regulation of transcription by RNA polymerase II; regulation of cell population proliferation. The coding region runs from base 92 to 1495 and encodes 467 amino acids. The transcript has 6 exons. The record is from RefSeq and is a predicted model, not a curated record. Gene Ontology annotation, molecular function: DNA-binding transcription factor activity, RNA polymerase II-specific; RNA polymerase II cis-regulatory region sequence-specific DNA binding.
GAGCGAUUUGAAUUUAAAAGCAUUGCAUGAGAAGUGUAGUAAUGGAAUCAUCAAAAAUGGUGAAUUUGUGUGGUCGCGAUCAUGCGUUAAAAUGCCGAAAGUUGAUUUCAGUUUUUGGGAAUGGUUUUUUGGCAACAUCAGAUUUGUCGAAAAAUGUCUCAGUGAUGCAUGGAAGGAUGGACGUAUUGACGGUUUUUCGAGUAGCAAAUUAAGCGCUAAGCAGCUUCACAAUCGACCAGUUGGUACUUUUUUGCUGAGAUUUUCUGACUGUGUAAUUGGGGCACUGACUCCUGUUUAUGUUGCACGCGAUGGAACGAUAAAGAAGUUAACGCCAAUUGCGUUUAAAGAAUUUGAAAUAAUAAAUCAUGGACCCAAUGAUCCGGAGUAUUAUGGAAUUGGCAAUCUUAUCUCUAGAUUAGAAGAAUGCACACACUUUUGGAAUGGUAUGUCGAAAUUGGAGGCAUUCGAUAAAUACUAUAAAAGUGUAAAAAAAUCAAAAGAUGGUUACGUGGAAAGAAUAGAUGCCCAUUCGCGAUUUGACGCCAACCCUUCGGGGUCGUCAUCAACAUUAUAUUCUCCAACAACACAGAGCGUUGAAUCUGGAAUAAAUCAAUCAAUCGCUUCACCUAGCGUCAGUUCAUCAACUAUCAGCACAUUGUCAAAUAAAAUUCCUGUUCACAAUGGAUUUUUGCCUCAUGCAUCGGAUGGAUUUCCGUCUGAUACCUUUAUGGCACCUUAUCACUUGGCCAACUGUUCACCGGCAAUACCAUUUGAACCAUCACAACUUCUUAUUCCCUCUUCCGAUAAUUCAUCGCAACCGGGAUUUGUGUCCUCAUCGGGAUUUGUACCUUCACCGUCACAGCCACAGAGCCUUGAAUCUGGAAAUAAUUUGACCAGUUCACCUGGCUUCGCAACAGAACCUCCCAACACAGUGCCAAACGAUAAUACUUACGCCACUGGAUUUUCUUCUAAUAUAUCGACUUUGCCCAGCCCUAACUUCUCACCGUCAAUACCAUUUCGACCAUCACCGUCACCCGUACAGUCGCAGAGCGUUCAAUUUCAGAAAAACUUCACCGGUUCACCUGGCUUCGCAUCACCUCCCAACACAGUGCCAAUCGAAAAUACUUACGCCGUUGGAUUUUCUUCUUUUAUACCGUCUCCCUAUGUAGAACCACUUUAUUUGCCGAAUUCCAACUCUCUUAACGUGACACAAGCAGAGUAUAAUCGAUCAGUCUUGAAUACGCCGGUACCACAGCCCCAUUAUCAUAAUUAUUCUGAUGACCCAACUAACCAUUAUAACAUAAAUUCAAAUAUGCUGCCAAUUAAUCAAUUCAAUUAUGGUAAUGCAUCCAUCGAGCCACAUAAUUACGUGAAUAAUUAUGAUAAUGGUGGAGAUAUUUCCAUGGCCAAUUCAAAUGCCAACGAUUUAAAUGUUUUGACGCUAAAUGAACCGUUUAACAAACUUUGGAGCGAUUUCAAUAAAUAUAAAAAAUAACUUGAAAUUUGGCAUAAUUUGGACAAAGUCGGUAUUUAAAAAAAAAAUUAAAGGAGACAUCUCUACUAAUUAUGCCAUUUCCCGGAGAUCAUAUUAGGAUUAUAUUAACAAAUGUAAUGGAAUUGAUGUAAUAUGAUAAAAUUAAACAUUUA